This is a messenger RNA of Glycine soja, 833 nucleotides long. Its product is annotated as protein PXR1-like. The transcript has 4 exons. Lineage: Eukaryota; Viridiplantae; Streptophyta; Magnoliopsida; Fabales; Fabaceae. The record is from RefSeq and is a predicted model, not a curated record. Bases 304 to 639 code for a protein of 111 amino acids.
AGGAUGUUAAAAAGCCUCCAUUAAGCAUCACUUUUCAGGAUGUUAAAAAGCCUCCAUUAGGGGAAAUUGAUUAUCAUUGCUAACAACUGCCCCCCUUUGAGGAAGUCGGAGAUUGAAUACUAUGCUAUGUUGGCAAAGGUUGGAGUUCAUCAUUACAAUGGGAAGGCAAAGUUUCAUGCUCGAUCAUGUGUUCCAUGCUUCUUAUCUGCCAACUCUUUUGAGGUAUUAUGCAUACCAGUCAUAACUCCUUUACAGAGAAAAUUAACAAAACCAUAAUCUACAAGAAUAUUCCUUUGUUUAAAUAUGGGAGGAACUGAAGAGAAUGACAAGCAUGAGGCUGAAGUUGAGAAGGAGCAUAAGAAGGAAAAGAAAGAGAAAUCCGAGGAUGCUGGAAAAGAAGAAGAAGGAGAAGAAUCUAAAGAGAAGAAGAAGGAGAAGAAGAAGAAUAAGAAAGACAAGGAAGGGAAAGAGAAGAAGGAGAAGAACCCUGAAGAUAAAAAUGAUCCUGCGAAAUUAAAGCAAAAGCUUGAAAAGCUAGAGUCCAAGAUGCAGGCUCUGCAAACUAAGAGAGAAGAAAUAUUGAAGCAGCUUCGAGAAGUAGAACAAGGUGCAAGUGAGCCCCCUGUGGCCUCCUCUUAGAUCAACUCUGUUUUAUGCUGAAAAAGUGCAUCUCUAAUAACUCUAUAUAUUUUAUGUCAUAAUUGUGGAGACAGACUCUGAGGUUUUCUUUUUUUUUUUUGGAAUCAAAUGUAGUGUCAAGAAAUUAUAAUAACUCACAUUCUAUUCAAUCAACUAUAUCCUCUUAGACAUUUUAUUUGAGUUUGUCCGAGUUA